Messenger RNA from Cyprinus carpio (common carp), 1827 nucleotides. RefSeq lists its product as uncharacterized. Lineage: Eukaryota; Metazoa; Chordata; Actinopteri; Cypriniformes; Cyprinidae. The record is from RefSeq and is a predicted model, not a curated record.
CAUUUUUGGCACUCUCAAAAGUCAGAGUUUAGUUGUUGGAAAGCAAUUUCAGGUUCACACAGAAACGUUCCAGUAUACUUUAAGUGUUUAUUUGCUUCCAGUAUUGGCCAAAUCAGAUCCUUGCAAAAAACUCCUGGUCUUGUGGAGGUCCCAAGGGUUUGUUGACCUUCUGCCCCAUCACAAAGACAAAAGGUUGCCACUAGUGAGGCCUUUGUUUGCAUGACUUCAGUCUUGUCUUCUGUAGUUUGCAUUCCUUCAAUGGCAUUCAAAUGAGCCAUUGUGGGAUCCUCCAUCACCCGCGGUUGGAGGCCGGCAGAAGAUCCUUUAUCCCUCCCUCGACUCCCACUUUGGCUUUCCUGUGCCUCAUUAUCUCACUUUUUGUCCGACGGCCUGCGCUUGUGUAACAGAGCAGCUGUAAAGUAAACCUUUAGACCCCAUUGCUCAGCAUCUAGUCCAGCUGGUCGCAAGCGGUUCAGUAGUCGCUAGCGCUGGGAAGACGCUGCAAUGGAUGGCGAGAAGGAUCCAAACCACUUGGAUACAGCCGCGUGUGAGGAUUUGGGAAGCUAUGCGGUGGACGCCGGGACGAUCCCCGCGAAGGUGAAGAAGGGGAGGACGAAAAGCAAGCUGGGGAGCAGGAAGGGGCUUAGUUUGGAGGAGAAUCAGCUGGAGACCAAGAGCCUGAGCCGGCAGGUCCUGUCCAGGUCUCUUGAUAUCGACAGACCUUUGGAGAGAAGCGAAAGCCUCAACUCAAGAAGUAGUUUUAUGAAGCACAACAAAACAUUCCACAAACUCUUCCCAGAAGUCCCUGAGACUGAAGACCUGCUGCAUGCUUACGUCUGUGCGCUGCAGAAGGAAGUGCCUUACCACGGCCGUCUGUACAUCACCGACAGCAGCCUGUGCUUCUUCUCCUCCGUGCUGCUCAAAGACACCAAGCUGCUGGUUCCCGUCGCCAGCGUGAGCGUCCUGAAGAAGCAGAACACAGCGCUGCUCGUACCAAACGCCAUCUCCAUCCGAACCACAGACGGAGAGAAGUAUUUAUUCGUGUCUCUGCGUAACAGAGAAGGCUGCUAUAAGCUUCUGCGAUCCGUCUGUCCUCAGCUGGAGGACGGAAGUGCCAACAGCAGCCCUCUCUUCUCCUCGGCCGAGAACAGCUUCGAUCAGGCCAAACGUGUGCAGAACUCCAGUCAGUCCAGUCUGGACGACUCGUGCCAGGUGUCUCCUCAGAUCCAGCUCUCUGCGUCUCGACUCGCUCCAGAAAACACUGUGAACACAAGCUCACCGCUGAUGUCAGACGAGAGCUCGGGGGACGAAGACACCGGAAGUUCGUGGGUCUGGAGCGUGACGGAUAGAGCGCGAUCUCUCCUCAUCCAAAGAGAAGUCAGCAACCUCAACACUCUGCUGCUCAUCUACCUGAUCCUGGUGUUUCUGCUCUUGUUGUCGUCUGGCUAUAUCGGCCUGCGUAUCGUGGCCUUAGAAGAGCAGCUGACGUCUCUCGGAGCCCUUCCCGAAUUCACCCUACAAAGCGGGUACAAAGAAACGUAAGAGAUCUCAUCCAUCUGAACUUUGGAAGGAACCACCAAAAACCAUUUUUAAAGAUACACUAGCUGCCGCAAGGAAUGCUGGGAAGGACCUUUAUUUGCACAUGCACCAGCUACUAAACUCUGUGCGUCUUUGCCAAGGAAACCACCAAAGGGCAUCAUUACGGGACGCGGGUGUUGACGAAACGCGGGCGUGUCUUCGCUCGCAGUCGUUCGGUUUGUGUUCACGCUGCAGCGACUCGCCCAGAAACAACCAAAGACAACAGGUUUGUCUCCGAGGACCGUUAAA